AAUGAUUAUCACAUGUUAUACUUUCCUAUAGAUUUCCACUGUAAGACGCCAGCUUUGCAAAACCCUGGCUGAAAGGAACUCUGUCAAACGCGCUGCGCGCCCCAGAAGCCCAAACAGGAAGAAUGAUAGGUGCAAGUGGAGCCCAAAUAACACGGGCGCCUGGUCAUAGACCUGAAACACAUUUGUUCAUGCUCCAUGCCCACCAAAAGCUGGCGCGUCCGCCGCUCCACGCGCCAUCUCGGACAGCGUCUGCCUGCAUUGUGGCUGUUGACACGAGGGUGCGCAGCGCGGCGGUGGACACCGUGGAGGCGACCCCCGCUGCGACACCUGCUGCAGCGCCCUCCGAGUCGCUUACCUGGAUGACUUGCAAGCGCUGCAAAGAGCGGUUUGCGGCGGAGCGCAACCACCGAACCGCCUGCAGAUACCACAGCGAGACUUGGACGGGCGGGGAGCUGGCCAAGGCCACCGGCUUUGUGCGCCAGAGCGACGCGCCCGAGCACCAGCUGGGCGUGGUGAUGGGCCGCACGGGGCUGCUGCGCUUCUGGGACUGCUGCGGUGCCGAGGACGAGGCCGCGCCCGGCUGCCGGCAGAGCUUCCACUGCUCCUUUGAUGACGACGUAAACGAGAAGCACGGCUGGCGGUGAUGAUGUAGGGUGGGGGCUUUGGGGUGAGAACUGUGGUGCGGAUGCUGUGGUCGAAUGUGCCAGGCGUGGGGCGGUCGUAGGAUUUGACGCGCAGUAAGUACUGCUUUGGUUGUGGGGUGGCGGUGGGUGUGGUACACGUUGGAAAGGGCAGGCAGGAUACGUCUUGGCACUUGUGUUGUGCAGCAUUGUUCAGCUUUAGCAGAGUAAGAAACGUUGGCAAUUACGAAGCAUGCAAAUGGUAUCAGGCUGCGCCGCUGCGGUCGGCACACGACCAUAGUACGUUAGUGGCCGCACAUGGUGUGCAGGCAGGUGCGGCGCUGCGGUGGUCGGUGGACACGGUGGACGGCUUGUGCAGACUGUCGAUGUACCUACCGCAGAUGUUGCCACAUCGGACACUCCGGCUUGAAGCUUCAAGAAAGUGCGCUGUGUGGCCACGUGCAUGCGGAUGAUCGGAAUGAGCGCGCACGUGUUACGGGGUAGAGGCUGGCCGUGGGACUCCUUAGAUGGUUUUAUCACGUACGGUGGGGAGCAGUGGGGUCCAUCGUUCCGAAUCCGAGGGCAUUCUAAGAAUGCGGCCCUGAAGGAGCGGUGUUCGUGCUAACCCUAGUGCUAAACAGGCUUGCUUAUGUGCCGUUUGUACUGAAGGCUGCAGGCAUGGGUAUUACCGUAUAUUUAGGGGGCUGGGUGUCAACGGCGUCACAGACCAACACCCACAAUGAAGCAGGUCUAUGCAGGACCGCUGGCUGUUGCACGUGUGCCCGCAUUGAUAGAGAGACC
Messenger RNA from Chlamydomonas reinhardtii, 1421 nucleotides. RefSeq lists its product as uncharacterized. Bases 189 to 644 code for a protein of 151 amino acids. The transcript is spliced from 3 exons. NCBI's taxonomy places the organism in Eukaryota, Viridiplantae, Chlorophyta, Chlorophyceae, Chlamydomonadales, Chlamydomonadaceae. The record is from RefSeq and is a predicted model, not a curated record.